AUGACGACUCCGACUGACCAGCACACAUUUAUGAAGGACGUACAGCACCUCUAUAGGACAAUUGGCGACUCGACUGACGGUCAGGCGUCCAUCGUUGCAGUCGACGAGAUGAUGAUCAUGGUGGCUUUGCGUCCUAAAUCCGGCUACAAUGCACACGCCGAAUUCCUAUUGACUGUAAACUGCUAUGGUCUGAUUGAUUUGGUGAAGGCAAUUCUAUACAUCAUUGCUCAUCCCGACUAUGAAUCCCCAAUGUAUUCCUUUGGAGAUACUCAUGGACCCCUCCAGACAGCUGUGAAUUCGACUCGACUGCUUGCUGGUUUGCCGGUCAACGGAUGUCGCUUUCCACCUAAUCUUGCGUGGUGCGAAUGGGCUAGUGCCAAUGGUUGUCUUCCCAUUGAAGGAAGUGAGGAGAUGAGAAAGGACGAAGCUUGGAUGGAACAAAAGGAAAUAUUUAGUCGGAAAGUUGGUAAAGGGGUUGCAGACUCCGGUGAUAAUCUGAUCGCAGAUGAUAAGGCGUCCACUACUGACGCCGAUACGAUUUCUGCCUCCAAUAGCACCGUAUCUGAUGCCUCCUCGUCCUUUGCCAAAAUUCGCUACUCGCUCGAUCCUGACGAUGAGGAUUUCUCUUGGGGUUCUUAUGAACCUCGUUGGUCGUCAUUUGAAGUUGAAUCACAACGCAUUCUCAUUUGGUCUCCUAACAAUGGCAAGAGAAGGGACGUUUGCACGAUAUUCUACUUUAUUGAAUUUUCGGGAACCAAACAUCAUCGGUUCGAUUUAGGUCAGCAGCACAAUUUUCUUUUCAUUGCCAGUGUCCUACGCGAAAAUCAGUCGCAUAGAGAAUCAAGACAAACAUCCAGUCACUGUCCAUGGCACGCAUUUGUUCGAAAUCCUGGAAUUUCCUACCACCCUCCUACUACCCACUGUUCUUCACUCGAUCUUGACAAAAUGUUCGCAGGUAAGCAGUCGGUCAUGCUCUUCGGUAGGAAAGGCACUAAUGCCUUCUCUGUUGGGUUGCCUUUUGAAGGAAUUCCUAAUGAUGAAAAUCUUUCCCGCUUUUCAGCUGCUAAUGAUAACGUUGAGAUGGAGAACUCUUUGGACUACAGACGGAUUAGCAGAGAAUCGGACCAACCAGCUGAAGCUGAAGCUCAAAGCGAAGCAGAGGUCUUCCUUAAAGACGAACCGAAGUUUUGCGCCGAUGAGUCAAACAAUGGGAGUACGACACCAUCGUCUUCUUUUGUCUCCUCUUCAACUUACAGUGACGAGCCUGUGGAUUGUCCCACAAUAACAGAAUGUCCGGAAUGCAGAUUUGAGUUUUGUUAUCUGGGCGAACCAAUUGACCCAAGCCUAGGACCGUUGUGGAAGUGGAUUUUUCGUCGAACUCGAUGGCCAAUUCGGCUUGCUCCACAGCAGAAUGUGGACCUCUCAUUGAUCGGCAUUCAAAUUCCACCAUGGCGUGUCAGUUUGGGUCGAAUGAUGGCGGACAUAUGUCACUUUUGCACAAAGAAUGAAGACAUCAGCAACCUUGUUCUUCUCGAUCCCAUGGCAUUGUCACCCCUGUCACCGCUCCUCAAUCUGAUGCGGCAUGAAAAGCUACUGAAUCCUCGACUUACCGGAGUCCUCUGGAUGACGCCGUUUGAUGCCCUUUCCCCCUUUUACCACGUACCCGUUCCAGUCGCGGAACAGCAACAUGACUGCGAAACCAAUGAAUGUCAAGACGGAGAAGGCACCUAUCCCACACCUACCUGUCUGCGGUUCCUUACUGUUGCUGCCUUUCUCACUAACUGGGUGGCGUGGUUUUCACGCAUAGAGAGCUAUGCAACGCUUGGUAUGUCACGAUUCCGUCCACUCUACAUCAGUGAUCCUAUGGCUGCGUGUCUACUUCAGCCCUUUAGUCUGGGCUGUGGUCAAGCUCCUCUCCUCGAUCUUUGGCCCAUGUGGCUACUUCGUCGCCUACUCACCCUCUCCUUAAGGCUGUCCCAACUCCAAAUUCCCUUCCUCAAUCCCAACCGUCCGCAUCUGCGACACCUGUUUCCAUUUUCUGACCUAGACGAGAUUUGA
Molecule: messenger RNA, 2058 nt
Organism: Hydatigera taeniaeformis
Lineage: Eukaryota; Metazoa; Platyhelminthes; Cestoda; Cyclophyllidea; Taeniidae
Source: the annotation of a GenBank genome assembly